AUGGCGGGUGGCAAUGUCAAAGCAGUAACAGAAUUUGUUUUGCUGGGGUUCUCAGGUUUUGGUUCCCUUCGGGGCCCUCUGUUUUGGGGAGUGCUUUGUAUCUGCCUAGUUACCUUGUUGGGCAACUCCCUGAUCAUCCUCCUCACGCUGGCAGACCCUGCCCUGAUCCCCAUGUAUUUCUUCCUUCGCCACUUCUCCGUGGUGGAAAUCCUCUACGCCACAACUACCAUGCCUAGGAUGCUGGCUGACCUCCUGGCCUCCUGCCCCACCAUUUCACCUGCCAGCUGCUUCACCCAGCUGUAUUUCUUUGCCCUCUUUGGCAUCACUGAAUGCUGUUUACUUACUGCCAUGGCCUGUGACCGCUAUGCUGCCGUUUGUAGGCCCCUCCAUUAUACCACCCUCAUGAACCAGGGAGCAUGUGUGAGCAUGGUGGCGGCCUCCUACCUCAUGGGCAUCAUCACUGGUACCACUCACUCCAUCUUCAUCUUCACUUUGCCCUUCUGUGGUGCCAACACAAUCCACCACUUCCUGUGAGACAUUCUGCCUGUGCUGAGACUCGCUAGUGCCAGCACCUUCUGGGGUGAAGUGGGCAAUAUUGCCCUUGCAAUCGCCUUUAUCCUGACCCCCUUCUUACUGAUCAUAGCCUCCUAUGGCUGUAUCCUUGCCACCAUCCUGGGGAUCGCGACAUCUCAGAGCCGUCGGAAAGUCUUCUCUACCUGUUCCUCCCACCUGUUUGUGGUCAUGAUCUUUUUUGGGACUGGGACUGUUGCCUCUAUGAGGCCUUGGGCAGGCUCCUCGCAGGACAUGGACCAGAUCCUUGCCUUCGUCUACACAGUUGUCACUCCCAUGUUCAACCCUUUUGUCUACACUCUGAGGAACAAGGAGGUCACAGGGGCAAUGAAGCGCCUUGUGAAGAGAUACAUUUGGAGCCCUUGA
Messenger RNA from Enhydra lutris kenyoni (northern sea otter), 936 nucleotides. RefSeq names its product olfactory receptor 9-like. Gene Ontology annotation, biological process: G protein-coupled receptor signaling pathway. Gene Ontology annotation, molecular function: G protein-coupled receptor activity; olfactory receptor activity. Gene Ontology annotation, cellular component: membrane. Lineage: Eukaryota; Metazoa; Chordata; Mammalia; Carnivora; Mustelidae. The record is from RefSeq and is a predicted model, not a curated record.